AUGCAAAUCGUUUGGGUGCUGGAGCAACCCAGACGAUCAUUCUUUGAAGUGUUCCCUCGCUUUCGCCAAAUCUUUCGUGCCAUGCGUGUCUUCAGCUUAGACACUCGUGAAAUUCAUGAUGUGUUUUCUGAAGACAUAUUUUUUAACACACUCCAAAGAUACCUGGCCCCCCUUCUGUCUAAGGUCCAUUAUGUGGAUUGGUGGAUGAUUCACUAUGGAUCUUGCACGCCCAAACGUCACAGAGGCUACAGCAACAGCAGCAAGAUUUGUGAAUUGGAUCGUGGAACUUUGAAGGGCUGGAAACGGAACGAGAAGACUGCCUCUACCAAAAGGACCACGGAUGCCAAAGGAAGGGCUCGCUGGCAUGGAAAUCACAAUCUCAAGGGCACAGGGCACGGGGCUGAGUCACUGAGUCACACUGCAGGGGGGCAUUGCUGUAGAUGUGAUGUCUUUAGCAUGAGUGGCCUGAUUGCAUCUAAGAACUUACCCAAAAGCAUUUGGGGCAAAGAUUGCUUCGAUGAUCGAAUAUUUACAUGCUGGCAAGACAGCUUGCCCGGAGAUUUGCGACGCCAGUGUGAUGGAGAUUUUCAGCUCCACUGA
This is a messenger RNA of Symbiodinium natans, 600 nucleotides long. NCBI's taxonomy places the organism in Eukaryota, Dinophyceae, Suessiales, Symbiodiniaceae. The record is from the annotation of a GenBank genome assembly.